AACCACUCUGUGUGUAUGAUGGUCGUAGAGACUGGCGACCUCUACCAGACUGUGGUGAGCCACUUCUUCCUGGAGGGUCUGAUGUACACAGCUGUAUAUCCUAGCCUCUUUUUCCUCCUCUUCCUCUUUAUCUAUAGCACCACCUUGACGGGGAAUAUUCUCAUUCUCACAACUGUGGGCUCUGACCCUCACCUCUGCUCUCCUCUGUACCACUUCUUAGGGCAUCUCUUCUUCCUGAAUGCAUGUUUGUCUACAGUGACAUUGCCUAAGGGCAUGGCAGUCCUCCUGACGCUGGAUGGCAAGGUGCUCUCCUUUGAGGGCUGUGCUGUACAGCUUUACUGCUUCCACUUCCUGGCCAACACCGAGUGCUUCCUGUACACCGUCACGGCCUAUGACCACUACCUAGCUAUUUGUCAAUCCCUACACUACCCAGUUGCCAUGAACAGACAUAUGUGUGCAAGGCUGGCUGGAAUCACUUGGGUCAUAGGUGCUGUGCACUCUGCAAUCCAUACCUCCCUCACCUUCCGCUUGCUCUACUGUGGUCCUUACCAUAUUGCCUACUUUUAUGACAUACCCACUGUGCGGAAACUGGCCUGUGCAGACACCACCAUUAAUGAGUUUGUCAUGCUUGCCAACAUGGGUAUUGUGGCAGCAGUCCUGAUCCUCAUCGUCAUAUCCUAUGUCUUCAUCAUGGCUGCGGUAUUGCGGAUCUGCACAGCCCAGGGCCCACAGCAUGCCUUCUCCACUUGCACCUCCCACCUCACAGUGGUGUUCCUGUACUGUAUACCACCUGUCUGUAUCUACCUGUAGCCUCUCUCCAGUUGGGCAGGAGCCAGGACCCCUGCUGUCUUCUAUACAGUAGUCACUCCUAUACUCAACCUUUUCAUUUACACUCUGCAGAACAAGGCGGUAAAGCAGGCUCUGCGAAGACUUCUGGGCCAAAGUUCCGGAGAGUCUCCAGUAGGAAGCCCACCCCCCUAA
This is a messenger RNA of Hipposideros armiger (great roundleaf bat), 981 nucleotides long. RefSeq names its product olfactory receptor family 10 subfamily S member 1 (gene OR10S1). Lineage: Eukaryota; Metazoa; Chordata; Mammalia; Chiroptera; Hipposideridae. Gene Ontology annotation, biological process: G protein-coupled receptor signaling pathway. The record is from RefSeq and is a predicted model, not a curated record. Gene Ontology annotation, cellular component: membrane. Gene Ontology annotation, molecular function: olfactory receptor activity.